Messenger RNA from Trichosurus vulpecula (common brushtail), 1008 nucleotides. RefSeq names its product olfactory receptor 10AG1-like. The record is from RefSeq and is a predicted model, not a curated record. Gene Ontology annotation, molecular function: G protein-coupled receptor activity; olfactory receptor activity. Gene Ontology annotation, biological process: G protein-coupled receptor signaling pathway. The transcript has a single exon. Gene Ontology annotation, cellular component: membrane. Lineage: Eukaryota; Metazoa; Chordata; Mammalia; Diprotodontia; Phalangeridae. The coding region runs from base 1 to 1008 and encodes 335 amino acids.
AUGGAAGAAGGAAAUCUCACUAUUGUGGAAGAAUUUGUUAUCCAGGGAUUUUAUGACCUACCUAACUUCCAAGGCUUUCUGUUUGGGAUUUUCACAGUCAUCUACAUGAGUAUUCUGAUAGGAAAUGGCCUCAUCAUUGUCAUAACCAAGAUUGAUCCAGCUCUCCAUACACCCAUGUAUUUUUUCCUAGGGAAUUUUUCCUUUUUGGAAAUCUGUUACACAUCGGUUAUUCUUCCCAGAAUGUUGAUGAACUUGUGGACUCAGAACAGAAACAUUUCUUUAGUGGCCUGUGCUGUACAACUUUGCUUUUUUCUUAUUCUGGGAGCCACUGAAUGCUUCCUCUUGGCUACUAUGGCAUAUGAUCGCUAUGUGGCCAUUUGUAAGCCUCUUUACUAUCAUGUCAUAAUGAACCAAAAAGUAUGUGUCCAGCUGGUGGUUGUAUCCUGGAUAUGUGGGAUCCCAGUACAGAUAGGGCAGACAUAUCAGAUUUUCUCUCUGCCUUUUUGUGGUUCUAACAAACUCAAUCAUGUUUUCUGUGACAUUCCUCCAUUACUGAAAGUGGCCUGUGGGGACACCUCUAUAAAUGAAUUAUUUGUCUAUGCUGUGGCUUUGCUGUUUGUUACAGUACCUUUUCUGUUGAUAAUUUGGUCCUAUGUCAAGAUCAUUGCCACCAUUCUGAAUCUGCCUAUGGGCAUGGGGAGAUCCAAAGCUUUUUCCACAUGCUCAUCCCACCUCAUUGUUGUGGCCUUAUUCUUUGGUUCUGCUAUCAUAACAUAUUUAAGACCUAAGUCCAUACACUCCCCAGGAAUAGACAAAGUGCUCUCACUUUUCUAUACCAUUGUGACCCCAAUGUUUAACCCAUUGAUAUAUGGCCUGAGGAACAAGGACAUCAUUGCUACAUUGAAGAAAAUUUUAUCGAAGUGGAUAAGAAGAAGAGAAAAUAAAGCCUGGUUUCAUGUUUUACCUUGCAGUCUCACUUUCUAUAGAAAUUUCCUUCUUCCUACCUGA